This is a messenger RNA of Funneliformis geosporum, 1344 nucleotides long. The record is from the annotation of a GenBank genome assembly. Lineage: Eukaryota; Fungi; Glomeromycota; Glomeromycetes; Glomerales; Glomeraceae.
AUGGCAGUAAGUCACGCAAAAUAUUUAGUAAUAACAAAUGCGGAUAUACUUCCGAUAAUUAUAUCUAACCUCGAUCAGAGUUCAUUACUUUCUAGCGCAUUAGUAUCACGUUUAUUCAAUGAAAUUUCUACCAAAUUUCUUUAUUCUUGUGUUAAUUUAAAGAACAUUAAAGAUGUUGGCACAUUCCUUGGUACGUUAUAUCGUACGGAACACCAUAUUUUAUACAACUCGGUUCAUACAAAAGAAUUUCUCGUGAACAACAUACAAAGCAUCACUUUAAAUAGUCCAAAUUUAGCAUACUUGUCAGGAGAAAAAUUAAGUAAAUGCAUUAGUGAAUGUGAAAAAGUCAGAGAGGUCGUGGUUGGAAAGUGUACUUUAAGUAAAAGUAUUAUUAUCGCAAUUUCACAAUUGAAAAGACAUAAUAAAGAUGAUAAUAAUAUCCCAUCAAUUCCGGAUCCUAUUUACAAGUCCAAAUUAACCAAUUUAACACAUUUAACGAUCGAUAUACAACCAUCAUGUCCAUCUCAGUUUUUAGUCUCGUUGGCUUGUCAAAAUAAAAAUUUAAGAUCCUUGGAUUUGCACUUUCAAGGGUUAGACGAUUCUUUACUUACGAUUACCCAAAAUUCCAUUAACCUUGAAUAUUUAAAUAUUACUGAAAAUAAAAAUUUAUCCGAACAGACCAUUUUACAAUUAAUUCAAGAUAGUUUUUCCACUCCCAAUACCAAAGAUCAUUGUAAGCUAAAGGAAUUAUUAAUAGAUUACGGUCCUUUCUCGGAGAAAUUCUUACUUUCAUUAUCAAAUUUAUGCAAGACACAACGAAAAAUUUCAGUAACCAAACCUCGAGCAAAUUAUCAUGGUUAUGAUUUAAAACUUUGUGAUGUUUCGUUAGAGAUCUUAAUCAAUCGUUGUGAAGACAUUGGAAACGCCUUAUUAAAAUUUCAUCUAAACAACAUCAUCAACAAUGGAAUAGAGGAAUUGUUGUUGGAUGGAAUCCAAGUUUCUGCAGUCGGCUUAAAUAUUAUUUGCGAACACCUUGACCUUAGAUCAUUAAAAUUACAAAACUUACCAAUAACGUUUUGUCGAUUAACAACACAUGAUAUGAUAAAUAGCAUUAAAAAAUCAUCGAAUUUACAAGAUUUAUAUGUUACUGAAAUGUUACAAAGUGAUGAUGAUCUAUUACCUUUAACUAUUAACAAGGAUUAUAGUUUGAAAUCAUUGAAUUAUAAUGACCUUAAUGAAUUGGAUCAACAUUGUCCAAAUUUAAUGAAAAUUUAUUGGAAUCAUAAAUUAUUUGUUGAUAAAUUUACGAUUCCUUCUAAAUUUGUACAAUUUAUUUAUAAUUAG